This is a messenger RNA of Penicillium concentricum, 1737 nucleotides long. RefSeq lists its product as uncharacterized. The record is from RefSeq and is a predicted model, not a curated record. NCBI's taxonomy places the organism in Eukaryota, Fungi, Ascomycota, Eurotiomycetes, Eurotiales, Aspergillaceae. The coding region runs from base 1 to 1737 and encodes 578 amino acids. Gene Ontology annotation, molecular function: catalytic activity. The transcript is spliced from 2 exons.
AUGCCUUAUCUACACAAAACCACGCCGAGCACCGAUAUCUACGGCCCUGGGACUUUCAUGGAUAUGGACUUUACUCCAGCUUCCCAGGAUGCUGCUCGGAUUUUUGAGUAUAUUGCAAAGAAAACGCCUGGGUUCACUCAAGACAAAGAGCUUUGGGAUACAGUCAAGUUUGAGGGCAGCGAGCUACCAAUCAUUCCUGGCCCAAUCAAGGCCCCUCUCAUUGCAGCUGCCCUACAUGCCAUGUGUGGAGUUGUGGCCCAUGAGAUUGUCGAAGAUCGGGACGGCACAUUGGCGCGUACCCAUCAGGUUACUGUCAACACCGAUCAUGCUGGUAUUUGGUUGGGAACGAUAUUUGCGGCUUCCGUGGAAGGGAAAGACUUAUCCGGUCUGGUCAAGUCGCGUCAGCUGUCAUCUCUUUUUCAGCAGGACUUCGACCGAGGCUGUAUGGCCACACCGAUAAAACAACGAUGUACUGCUAUCUACAAGACAAAGACUCCAGGCGUUUGGUAUCAACUUCACGGUUCCCUCGAUCCUAUUCCGGUCCUCCAAUCGAUGGGAAUCGAUCCUGAUUACCCUGCCAAGACCUUAGAUGAAGCCUAUGACUACAUCAGCCGGCAUGUGGAGCAAUGGACCGCAGACGAGUUGGAAAUGCACAACGUCAAGAACGGCUACUGCGGCAGCAUCUGCUUUACCCCCCAAGGCUGGUCAGACACGCUGAUGGGAAGGAGGCUUGCAGAUCACCCACUAGUCGGCUACUCCCGACAGUCGCAUGCAAUUCCGACUCCUCCAACCCCCUUGCCCAAGAUCGCAAACGAUAGCCGGCCUCUAGCAGGUGUCAAAGUGAUUGAGCUGGUUCGCAUUAUUGCCGGUCCUGUAAUUGGCAACACUCUCGCCGCUUUCGGUGCCGAUGUCAUACGCGUGAACUGCAGCCGAUUAACAGACCUUGGUGCUUUGCAGCUUACCCUGAACACAGGGAAACGUACUAUUGAUAUUGAUCUGAGCAAGGACGAAGAUAAGUCACGAUUACGGGAACUCAUUGAGGAUGCCGAUGUUUUUGUUCAGGGCUUCCGCCCUAAUGCGAUCGCAAGAAAGGGCUUUGGCGUCAACGAUCUCCUCGAGAUGGCCGGCAACCGUGGGAAGGGCAUAGUUUAUGUCGAGGAGAACUGUUACGGCCCUGAUGGGCCAUACCAUGAAAGACCCGGCUGGCAGCAGAUUGGGGAUGCAGCCUCGGGAUCGUCCUACGUGAUGGGCCGGUCUUUAGGCUUCAAGGAUGGUACCAGCGUUCUUCCACCGCUUCCAAUAUCCGAUAUGACCACUGGUCUUGUGGGUGCUUUGGGGGCUAUUAUGGCCCUCCGGGAUCGGGCUCGACUAGGCGGCUCAUAUCGGGUGACAAGCUCUUUGGUGAAGGCCGACGCAAUUGCACUCGAGCCCGAGAUCGGUCUUUACUCACCGGAGGUUGUUGAACAGAGCAAUGAGUUGUUUAAAUGGGGCCCCAUAAACUCUUCCCAGUUUGUGAUAGAGAUCCUUCUCGUCGUCAUGGAUGGAUGGAAGAGGGUAUUCCCGCAAUACUUUGAAUCCGGAACUGAAUCGCUCAUGACCAGUUUCCAAGAUGGGCCAUGGGGCCAUAUGGACACCCUGAAGCCUGUGGUCCAGUUGAGCAAUUUGACCAUGACACCUCGCUGGUUGACACCUUCGGUUCCCCAUUGUUAUCAUCCUCAAAACAUACAAUGGAUGUAG